Messenger RNA from Brassica oleracea var. oleracea, 753 nucleotides. RefSeq lists its product as uncharacterized. Bases 1 to 753 code for a protein of 250 amino acids. The record is from RefSeq and is a predicted model, not a curated record. Lineage: Eukaryota; Viridiplantae; Streptophyta; Magnoliopsida; Brassicales; Brassicaceae. Gene Ontology annotation, molecular function: RNA-DNA hybrid ribonuclease activity; nucleic acid binding. The transcript has a single exon.
AUGCAUACCUUUUUCAACUGCCCUUUUGCUCAGGAAGUCUGGAAACUAAUCCUUUUACGACAAGUAGUUCACCUAGCUACGGAGGUCGACUUCAAGAAGGCGGUGAUUGCGUUUAGGAGAGUAAUCUGCCUCUCACCUUCGGGAGUCUCCUCAACUAUUCUCCCAUGGGUGUGCUGGGCUUUGUGGACAGCUCGUAACACGCUCUUGUUUGAAAAGCGAACCCUUACUCCUACAGAAGUAGCAACCAAGGCGUUAAGACUGGCAAGAGAAUGGAUAAAUGCACAAUCUCAUCAGAUACAAUCAACGAACGCCUUACCCCAAUCGAAGAGAAAGCCUCAGACCAGAAGCAACACCGACGAUACACCGAUAUGCAAAUCGGACGCAGCUUACGAUGCUCAAUCAAGGAGAGCAGGCCUCGCAUGGAUCAUCAAUAAGCCAUCAGAAAGCAUGAUCUACCGAGAAUCGAAGACCCAUGGAUUUGUACCCUCACCUCUAGUAGCGGAAGCGCUGGCGCUCCGUGCUGGACUGAUCGACGCAGUGAAGCUCGAGCUCCCUAAGCUCCGGAUGCUCUCUGACAACUCAACGCUCAUUAGAGCAAUCAACAACGACGCGCAGGCGAAAGAGAUCUUUGGUAUCAUCAACGAUAUUCAACAAAUCUCUUCUGCGUUUGUCGAGAUAUCGUUCUCACACAUCUCGCGUUCUUUCAACGAAGAUGCCGACCGCUUAGCUAAACUAUCUCUUUCAAUUUCAUAA